Molecule: messenger RNA, 3900 nt
Organism: Prunus armeniaca (apricot)
Lineage: Eukaryota; Viridiplantae; Streptophyta; Magnoliopsida; Rosales; Rosaceae
Source: the annotation of a GenBank genome assembly
AUGAAACAUGUAGGCUAUCAAGUUAAUCACAACUCGAUUGAAACUCUCAUUGGCUCCAACUACACCAAAUGGAGGGAAGAUGUGGAAAUUGCUCUAGGAUUGCUGGACUAUGAGAUGGCUAUUGAAGAAGAUGCUCCUGCAGAACCAAAUGCAGAUGCAUCUGCUGGAGCGAAAGCAAAAUAUGCCAAAUGGAAGUUUAUUGAUUCCAUUGGGGAAAAGUUUCGGGAGUCAGAAAAGGCUGAGAUUGGAACUCUAAUGGGACAACUUACUGAUACAAAAUACAAUGGGGAAAGAUGUGUGAGAACACACAUACUGAACAUGCUGGAAAUUGGGAACAAACUGAAGGCACUCAAAGUCAAUGUGGAUGAAACAAUGAUGGUGCAUUUUGCUAUAAAUUCUCUACCUAGUACUUUUAAGCAUCUAAGAAGCACAUAUGUAGCUCAAAAGGAGAAGUGGACAGUAACUGACCUUAUAAGUAUCUGUGAGCAGGAAGAACAAAAUAGGAAGAAAGAUAAGGCUGAAGAAAAGAUUAAUUUGGUUCAGAACAGCUUCAAAAGGGAUUUUGGAAAAGGCAAAAACGUUGGGAAGAAAAACAAGGAAGAAAAGGAAACUAAAGGACUAAAACCAGAAGGACUCAAAUGCUAUUUCUGUAAGAAGUUUGGGCAUAUGAAGAGGAAUUGCGACAGGUACAAGCGUUGGUUGGAUAAGCAAAAGGCUAAAGGUAAGACUGAUCAAGUAUAUGUUUGUUUUGAGACUAAUGCAAUUGAGAUUUCUUCAUAUUCAUGGUGGUUAGAUAGUGGUGCAUCAGUUCAUGUGGCUAAUUCCUUGCAGGGGUUCAAAACAAAGAGGUUGCCAAGCAAGGCUGAGAUGAAGGUGUUCGUGGGAAAUGGAGAAAGAGUCAAGGUGGAGUACAUUGGAUUAGCUAGGAUCGAGUUGGAGUCUGGUUUUAUUUUGGAGUUAGUAGAUGUAGUUUAUAUUCCUUCUAUGAAAAGGAAUCUUAUUUCAAUUAGCAAGCUUGUAAAAUCAAACUUACAGUUUGAGUUUGAUGAGUCUGGAUUCUCCAUUUUCAGAAAUAAAGUUAUGAUUGGUAAUGGUUUUCUAGAUGAUGGCAUGUUUCGUUUAAAUUGCAAGAAACCAAAUCCAAGCACUUCAAAUCUAAACAUCAAUCUGAUAAGCACUAAAAGGAAAGUAGAUAAAGAAGAAUCAUAUAGACUUUGGCACAAGAGACUAGGACAUGUCUCGAAUGAAAGAAUGAACCUGCUAAACAAAGAAAAUCUGCUGCCACCACUUAACCACCAUGACAAAGACAACGUUUGCAUUGAAUGCGUUAAAGGAAAGUUAACUAAUUUGAGGAAGAAAGGCGCUACAAGAAGUGAGAAACUGCUGGAAAUUAUACAUACUGACAUAUGUGGUCCUUUUCCCACUCAAACACAUGAUGGUUUUAAGUAUUUCAUAACCUUCACAAAUGACUUCUCAAGAUAUGGUUAUGUAUACUUAAUAUCUGAAAAAUCCAAAGCAUUGGACAAGUUUAAAGUUUACAAAGCAGAGGUAGAGAACCAACUGGAUUCGAAAAUAAAAGUGGUAAGGUCAGAUAGAGGAGGUGAGUUUUAUGGCAUAUUUGAUGAAAAGGAAGAAACCCUGGACCCUUUGCAAAGUGUUUACAAGAAGAAGGAAUUGUGGCUCAAUAUACUAAUCCAGGCUUUGAAAACAACAAACUAUUUGCUGAAUAGAACUCCUACGAAAAGUGUGAACAAAAUCCCUUAUGAGAUAUGGUGCAACAGAAAACCAAGUCUCUCACAUCUCAAAGUCUGGGGAAGUAAGGCAGAAGCAAAGUUCUAUAAUCCAUCAGAAAAGAAACUAGAUUCCAAGACAGUAACAUGCUACUUUAUGGGAUAUCCAGAUAGAACAAAUGGGUACAGGUUUUAUUGUCCCAACCAUACCACAAGGUUUAUGGAAACACAAAGAGCAAUUUUUAUUGAGGAAGAAAUUGAAGAAGGCACCGAUGACAAUUUUGAUUUUGAUGAAAUUUUGGAAGAUGAAGGAUUCACAGGAAAGGAAGUUUUGACAAAAGAAACAACAGCCUUACCAUUCACUGAUUCGAGUGAUAAGCAAAUCUCACCAGUUCAUGAUGAAAGAAAUUUAGAAGAGAAUCAAAUAAUUGAAGCCCAACAAACUGCAGCAGAAAAUAUGCAAAUAGAUCAACAAGAACAGCAGCCUAACAACUCAGAACUCAGGAGGUCACAAAGAACUAAGAGACCUGCUCUAUCAAAUGACUAUUAUGUCUACCUGCAAGAAUCAGAACAUGACAUCAACACCACAGAAGAUCCUGUGUCCUUUAAACAGGCUAUGCUGAGUGAAAAAUGUGAAAAAUGGCUGGAAGCAAUGGAAUCUGAGCUUCAGUCAAUGAGUAAAAAUGGUGUAUGGAAGCUUGUAGCAUUGCCUCAAGGAUGUAAACCAAUAGGAUGCAAAUGGGUUUACAAGACCAAAAGAGACUCAAAUGGACAAAUAGAUAGAUAUAAGGCACGUUUGGUAGCAAAGGGAUUCACACAACAAGAGGGAGUGGAUUACAAUGAAACAUUCUCACCUGUUUCAACUAAAGAUUCUUUAAGGGUGAUAAUGGCAUUAGUGGCACAUUUCGAUUUGCAUCUCCAUCAAAUGGACGCUAAGACUGCAUUUUUGAAUGGAAACCUUAUUAAAGAAAUUUAUAUGAAGCAACCGGAUGGUUUCAUUCAAAAAGGGGAAGAAGAAUUGGUUUGCAGGUUACAGAAAUCAAUAUAUGGAUUAAAACAAGCUUCAAGGCAGUGGUAUUUGAAGUUUGAUGAAGUUGUGAAGUCUCAAGGUUUCAUUGAUAAUCCCUUAGAUGAAUGCAUUUAUCUCAAAUUUCAUGGAAGACAUUAUAUUUUCAUGCUCCUCUAUGUUGAUGAUAUUCUCUUAGCAAGCAGCAAUCUGUCAUUAUUACAUGACACUAAGAGAAUGUUAUCAAACUAUUUUGAGAUGAGUGAUUUAGGUGAAGCAAAUUUUGUAUUGGGGAUUGAAAUAAGUAGAGACAGAGAAAGGGGAUUACUUGGUUUAUCACAGAAAGGAUAUAUAGAAAGGAUACUCAAAAGAUUCAAUAUGGAAAACUGCACAGGUUGUGAUGUUCCAUUCUCAAAAGGUGAUAAACUGAGCUGUGAUCAAUCUCCUAAAACUAAGCAAGAAAAGCUGGAAAUGCAGGAUAAGGCCUAUGCUUUGCUUGUAGGAAGCUUGAUGUAUGCACAAGUUUGUACAAGGCCAGACCUUGCUUUCUGCAUAAGUGUUCUUGGAAGGUUUCAAUCUAACCUAGGGCAAGCACAUUGGGUAGCAGGCAAGAAGGUUUUGAGGUAUUUGCAGAGAACUAAAGAGUACAAACUGGUUUAUCGAAGAGUUGAAGAAUUAAAACUGGAAGGAUAUGCUGAUGCAGAUUUUGCUGGUUGUUUGGAUACUCAGAAAUGCACAUCAGGUGUUGUAUUCUUGUUUGCAGGAGGAGCAGUUGCAUGGAAAAGUGUAAAACAACAAAAUAUAUCAACCUCAACCAUGCAGGCUAAAUUCUUAGCAGUUUAUGAAGCUACUUCAAUAGCAAUGUGGCUUAAGAAUUUUAUGUCAGUGUUGAGAAUUGUGGAAUCCAUACAGAGACCAUUCCAGCUGUGGAAUGAUAACAGUGCUGCAGUUUAUUUUGCAAAGGGAAAUAAGAGAUCGUCAGGUCUGAGACACCUGCAGUUAAAGUUUCUGUCAGCAAAAGAGAAGAUUCGAGAUGGUUUUACAACUCUGGAUCACAUUGGGACAGAUUCUAUGAUUGCAGACCCUUUGAACAAAGGUUUGCCUAAUCAUGUUUUUCAUAGGCAUGUCAGAAGCAUGGGUUUGCAGAUCAGUUUUGAUGUUUAA